GGUGCAUAAGUUUAAUCCUUGACAAACAGUGGAAUUUAAAUGGGGAUUGUGGGAAAAUGGCUGAUGGCUACUAUUCCACUCUGACUUAUUCUGUGUGCUCUAGAUGGUUAAGAUUGAGGCCUUGCUAAUUAAUGAGACUGUACAGUGCUUUGGGAGCCACAGCUUGCAACGUUAGAGCAACAGGAAGCACUUAAACUCCCACCAUUUUCCUCCUGGUUGAGGACCCUGGUAUGCACGUUGGGGAGGAACUGAUCGAUCGGUGCUUCUGCAGAAGCUGCCUCCCCGCACUGCACGGGAAUAAUGAAAAGAUUCAGACGACACGGGCACGAGGCGAACAGAGAGAAGAUCAAGCAGGAUCUGUUCCAGUUUAACAAGACUGUAGAACAUGGGUUUCCGCACCAGCCUAGUGCUCUGGCUUACAGUCCAACUCUCCACCUCAUGGCCAUCGGAAGCCGAUCUGGGGCCUUCAAACUUUAUGGGGCGCCAGAAGUGGAGAUCAUGGGAUUACAUGAAGAGAAUGCAGCGGUUACCCAGAUACACUUUCUGCCAGAACAGGGUCACCUGGUGACACUCUUAGAUGACAACAGUCUGCAUUUAUGGACUCUGAAGAAAACCCAAGAUGGAUUGACUGUGCUGAAGGAGGAGUCGCGCUUUCUCCUACGAGGGCAGCCAGGUGCUCCACCCAGCGUCACUACAGUCACUGUUGUCCUGCCACACUCGUCGGGCGAGGUGCUAUAUCUGGGGACAGAAGGCGGCUGCGUAUGUGUGGUGGAGCAGCCAACUUUCAAAGAGCAGCACGAGAAAACCAUCAGCCAGGAAGAAGUCUUACACAAAGUGCCUGAAGAGUAUAAGAAUCGACGUGCAUUGGGGCCUGUGGAAGUCCUGCUGGAGAACCCAAGGAACCCUGAUCAGCUUCUCGUCGGAUACAGCAGAGGCCUUGUCGUCCUGUGGGACUUGCAAAACAACCGAGCCACCCACCACUUCCUGGGAGAUCAGCAGCUGGAUAGUGUGACCUGGCAGAGGGAUGGCCGGCAAAUCGUCAGUUCUCACAGUGAUGGCAGUUACUGUCAGUGGCCAGUAUCAAGUAAUGACAAACAGCCAGAGCCUUUGGAGAACAAAGUGCCUUAUGGUCCCUUCCCCUGCAAAGCCAUUCCAAAGAUUCUUUGGCUGUCCACCAAAAAAGGGUCCCCGUUUAUUAUCUUCAAAGGAGGAAUGCCCCGUGCCAGCUAUGGUGACCGGCACAGUAUUUCAGUCAUACAUGGCGCCAAACAGACAGCAUUUGACUUCACCUCUCGAGUGAUUGAUUUCUUUGUUGUUAAUGAGGAUGGACCUGAUUCAGAGUGUGAUGAGCCAAGCGCUCUGGCAGUUCUAGCGGAGGAAGAGCUGGUGGUCAUUGAUCUGAAGACUCCCUCAUGGCCAGUGAUUCAGCCGCCAUACUUGAUCCCUCUCCAUUGUUCAGCCAUUACCUGCUCCCAUCACGUCUCCAACAUCCCCAUCAAACUGUGGGAGAAAAUCGUCGCUGCAGGGAGCAAGCAAAACACUCACUACUCGAACAAGCCGUGGCCAAUCAAUGGUGGUAAAAGCAUUGCCUCUGAGCCCCCUCAGAGAGACCUGCUGCUCACUGGGCACGAAGACGGAACGGUGCGUUUCUGGGAUGCAUCGGGAGUCUGCCUGAAGCCGCUCUACAAACUGAGCACCGUGAGCGUGUUCCACACAGACGCCGAUCACAACGACAACCUCAAUCAGUCUGGGGAGGACGAGUGGCCCCCCUUGCGGAAGGUCGGUUCCUUUGAUCCGUACAGUGAUGAUCCCAGACUGGGAAUCCAGAAGAUUCAUCUAUGCAAGUACAGUGGUUACUUGACAGUGGCCGGGACAGCGGGGCAAGUUUUGGUGAUGGAGCUGAACGACGAGCCAGUUGACCAGGAAGUGGCCUGUACAGUGGUGGACAUCUUACAAGAUCAGGACACCUUCAAGUGGAAAGGUCACGAGAGGCUGAACCCACACGAUGACCCCGUUCACUUCCCCCCCGGUUUCCAGCCUUUCGUGCUGGUUCAGUGCCUACCUCCAGCCGUGGUUACCUCACUCGCUCUGCACUCCGAAUGGAAACUGGUGACGUUUGGGACGAGUCAUGGUUUUGGGCUCUUCGACUACCAGCAAAAGCGCACAGUCAUGAUCAGGUGUACACUGCACCCCAGUGAUCAGCUGGCUCUGGAGGGACCCCUCUCCCGGGUAAAAUCCAUUAAGAAAUCGCUGAGGCAGUCUUUCCGUCGUAUCCGGGGAAGCCGAAUGUCUGGGAGAAAGCGACCAGGGAUACCUGGAAGCAAUGCUGCAAAGGUGCAGGAGGCCAAUGCAAGGCUGGGGCAGGAGGCACUGAAUGAGAUGGAGCUGGCCCCAGUGCAGCGCAGGAUUGAGGCACGUUCCGCUGAUGACUCCUUCACAGGAUUUGUCCGGACACUUUAUUUUGCUGAUUCCUUUAUAAGAGACGCUUCCUCUCACUCUCACGGCCCAUCAUUGUGGGCUGGCACAAAUGGUGGAACAAUAUUUGCGUAUAGCAUACACAUUCCCCCAGUGGAGAGGAGGAUGGAGGAGCCAGUAACUGCAGUCCAGGCAAAGGAAAUCCAGCUGAUGCACAGAGCUCCUGUCAUCGGCAUAUUUAUCCUGGACGGCCGAGGAGUUCCUCUCCCGGAACCUCUGGAAGCUUCACACGAUCUCUCCAGGAGCCCAGACAUGCACAGCAGCCACGUGCUGCUUGUUGUGUCCGAGGAGCAGUUUAAGAUAUUCACGUUGCCGAAGGUCAGCACCAAACUGAAGUUGAAGCUGACGGCGGUGGAAGGUUCCCGUGUGAGGAGAGUGUCCGUGGCCAAUUUCAACAGCAGCAAGACUGACGAGUACAGUGAGAACGGCCUCUUGGUUCUCACAAACCUCGGUGAUGUCCAGGUGGUCUCUCUGCCCGCCCUCAAAUCUCAGGUCCGCUACGAGUGUAUCCGGAAAGAGGACGUCAGCGGGAUUGCGUCCUGCGUGUUCACAAAGUCCGGACAAGGUUUUUACCUCAUCUCCCCCUCUGAGUUUGAGAGGUUUUCAGUCUCUUCAAAGUGGGUGGUGGAGCCCAGGUCCAUUAUUGAGACAGAGGGAACAGGGAUCAGGCCUUUUCACCGGAAAAAAAGCCAGGAUGGAGGCUCAACACAUUCCAACUCCAGGGAGGCUCCACAGGCACGACAGCGCUGUGGAUCCAACAGGAAAGAUAGCGAUGGAAGUGAGGGGGACGCAGGAAAGAAAGUCGGGAUGAUCAUGGAACACGCUCUGCUCAACGACGAAAGGAUUCUACACGAGGUUCAGAGCACGCUGGAGUCGGAGUCUGCAGCACCUGACAGAUUGAGCUUCGGCUAUUUGGACAGGAAUUCAAAGAAAAUGUCUGGAGCAGGCCAGCACCACGAACAAAGGCUGAUUAAUGGAGAUUGACGGUGACGGUUUUAGCGACGCUGACGGCAGCUCGUGUCACGCGCUCUGCCACAACACUACGAGUGGGGCUUCUGUCGGUGGGGAGGGAGCCGUGGAGAGAAGGCUCAGUGCCUGACUGACGAACGGACAGCUCGGAGAGACGCCAGCUCAUUUUAGUGCCUAACUCACUAUGCCCUGCUUCACCUUUCGAUGGAAUACUUCACUGGAUCCUUUCCUCGGUUUUUCUAUCUCUCUUUGCACAGUCACUAAACGUGAUGGAUUUUAAUUCAAAAUAACUGCCUGGGUGCAAAUAGUUUUAAAAUAGGGAAAACUUUAUACUGCUGUAGAACUUUUUAAAAAUGGUUUUAGACCUUUUCUUAUGGGUGUUUCCAAACUUUUGAAUGAAAGUGAAAUGUAGAAAUACUUUUUUUUUUAAAAAAAUUACAGAACAUUUAGUCAAAUUUAAUAUAUAUGUAUAAUUUAGUUCCUGGUGGCUGCUGUAAUUGUUUUACUGGUGAGGAAAUAUUUUGAUACAAAUGAGAUGGUUUUAGUGAGUUUAAAAAGGUGCUCCUCCCGGGAGCCUAUUUUUGUAGCCAAUCACGUCAGUAGGAAUCCUAAUGAAAAUCCACAACAAACACUACUCUACUGACCAAUAAAUUAAACCAUUUUCACAUUG
Messenger RNA from Callorhinchus milii (elephant shark), 4114 nucleotides. RefSeq names its product LLGL scribble cell polarity complex component 2 (gene llgl2). Bases 301 to 3459 code for a protein of 1052 amino acids. Gene Ontology annotation, cellular component: plasma membrane; cytoplasm; cortical actin cytoskeleton. Gene Ontology annotation, biological process: cortical actin cytoskeleton organization; regulation of protein secretion; regulation of Notch signaling pathway. The record is from RefSeq and is a predicted model, not a curated record. Gene Ontology annotation, molecular function: GTPase activator activity; myosin II binding. NCBI's taxonomy places the organism in Eukaryota, Metazoa, Chordata, Chondrichthyes, Chimaeriformes, Callorhinchidae. The transcript is spliced from 26 exons.